CUAGACUUUUUGAAGAAUGGCUAGUGAAGCCAAUGUGUUUCCUUCUCAUGCCUUUUUGAUUAGAAGCUUGGAGAACCGAUGGGUGUCCAGCUCAGGAGGCAGCAGUCAUUGCAGCGGGCGCCGCUUCAUUGGCUAUGUAAUACCUGUACUUCUCAUGCUGCAAUGGGUAUUUUGUUGUCCGGAGACGAGACCAGGCUCGCCUCGAGUUACGCACCUAAGAAGGAGCCUCGAUUCGAAAAACCCCUAUCAGUACAUGCCAACAGAGCCAGGAAAGUCAUCAGACCAGAUUGGGUACGAGCAGCUUUGCACGAGAUGGAAUCGCGAAGAAGCUGAGGCCGUGCAGCGAUGCAAGCGCACGCUCCAGAGUGACGAGACGACUCGAGAGGCCAAAGUCCUUGCGCUGAACGAAUUGGAAUACUGGGCUAUGAGGCGAGGAGGCUACGAUGCCGAAGUUAUUCUCAUUGGCAUGUUGAAGGAUCCAGACAAGGAAGUCUCUGGCCAGGCUCACAUCAGUCUGAAGAAGACUUGGGCUGCUCAUUUCAAUAUGUGGAUCAACAAUAGGGUGGACCGGGGUCGACUUCUGAUGAGCGAGAACAAGCUGGAAGAAGCCUUUGAAAUAUUUGACAAGGUUGCGUAUGAGAAUCCCCUUUGGGGAGAAGGCUAUCAUUUGAGGGCCAAGUGCUGGAAUGCCAUGAAGGAAGUUGACAAGACGAUUGAAGACUUGCAACGAGCACUAGAGUUUUGUCCGAACAACUAUCUUGUGAUGGUUGAACUGGGCAUCACUCUUAUGGACAGGAAAAAGGAAUAUGUCCAGGCAGCAAACUUGUUCAAGCGCGCUCUCGACCUGUGCCCGUUCCUACCGGUGGAGGGCUUUCUACGAGAUCUUUUCAAGAAGGUGCCCAGCUUGAAAGAGGAUUGGGAGGCGGAAAAGAAAGCCAAUGAGUUCUCACUGACAGAGCCGCCUGCGCGACUCUUGCCCCACACUUGGGUUGAACGCUUUGAAGCCACUGAAAGGCCCAAUCAGGCAUUUCUAAGGGUGGGUGCUGAGCUGGAGCAAUGGUUUGCAGAGGUUCGGCGGCGUAAGGCUGAUGCUGCCACGCAACGGAAGCUUUGGAGUGUUCUGGUGAUCAAGUGGGAUCCGGACAAAUGGCCAAAGAAGCUUCGCUCCUUCACGACCCAGGUGCAUGAGGCCUUGAAAGCAAGGCGCGAGCGCGAGCUUGCCAAAGCGAAACCUGAGGCCAUAGAGGAGUGGAAGGACAAGGAUGAGGAGGAAUUUGAGGAAGCACAGAAUGAGUACGAUGAGGAGGCUGUGGCCUUUCUCAAGCGUCUGAGGGCGCAGCGUACUAGCCGAUGAGAGAAGCGAUGGUUGUAUGGAAAAU
Cladocopium goreaui is the source of this 1379-nucleotide messenger RNA. NCBI's taxonomy places the organism in Eukaryota, Dinophyceae, Suessiales, Symbiodiniaceae. The record is from the annotation of a GenBank genome assembly.